AUUUUUUAUAUUCGCGCCAGGAUCCAGGGGGUAAGUUGACUUGUUACUACUUCUCAAGCCCGGUGUUACCAUUCAUUUUACACCCAACACGUCUUUUCUUUUUUUGUUCCGUGGUUUAGUCUCCGAGUUCGAGUUCAAGUCUCUCAGCCGUCGCAAUGGGCCGACAAAAGCAAACCGCGCCGCUACAACGCAAUCCCUCGUCCCAAUGGAUGCAUACCUUGCCCGACGAGUCUGAAGCAGCACAGAAACAUGCGAAUGGAGAUGCGAUCGAGCAUACUGUUGCCAACGGCAAAACCUCCGUUCAAGAGGCUGUUGCGCCGGAACCAAUUGCCGAUAGCCCUGGCUUGAUGCAGCUGCUCAUCUGCGUCCUCGGUAUUUACGCCGCAUUCCUUUCAUGGGGUGUUCUCCAGGAAGCCAUCACCACCACAACUUACCCCCUACGCGCACCAUCCGCCGCCGAACCAGAACCGCCAACGGAGCGCUUCACAUACUCUCUCGUUCUCAACACGAUCCAGUCCACCUUUGCCGCAAUCACCGGCUUCCUAUACCUCUUCUUCUCCACGCCAAAGGGCCACAGCGUCCCCUCCCCCUUCCCCACCCGCCGUAUCAUCUUCCCCCUCCUCCUCGUCAGCAUCUCCUCCUCACUAGCCUCGCCAUUCGGCUACGCUAGUCUCGCGCACAUCGACUACCUCACCUUCAUCCUCGCAAAAUCAUGCAAACUUCUCCCCGUCAUGGCUCUUCACCUGACCAUUUUCCGCAAGCGCUACCCACUGUACAAGUACGGCGUCGUCCUGCUCGUGACGCUCGGAGUAGCCACCUUCACCCUUCACCACCCCGGCACGAGCAAGAAGGUCGCUGCAUCGGCAGCUAAGCAGUCCAGUUCCUCGAUGUGGGGUAUCUUCCUCCUCUCGAUUAACCUGCUUCUGGAUGGCUUGACGAAUACUACGCAAGACCACGUCUUCACCUCGCCCAAGCUGUACACAAAGUUCACCGGCCCGCAGAUGAUGGUCGCGCAGAACGUGCUAUCCACCGCCCUAACCGCCGCGUAUCUCCUACUCAUGCCGCAUCUUUCACAGGGCGGCAUCUUGCACAAUCUGCUCCCCUUGCCGAUCCCCCCAUCCACGGAGACGGAACUGUAUUCGGCUAUGUCGUUCUUGUCGCGGCACCCGGAGGCAUUGAAGCACGUACUGGGCUUCGCGGCUUGUGGUGCGGUGGGCCAGUUAUUUAUUUUCUAUACGCUGUCGCGCUUUUCGUCGCUACUUCUCGUGACGGUUACCGUUACCCGGAAGAUGCUUACGAUGUUGCUUAGCGUGUUUUGGUUUGGACACUCGCUGAAGCCCGGGCAGUGGUUAGGUAUCGUUUUGGUCUUUGGUGGAAUUGGUGCUGAAGCGGUGGUACAGAGACAGGAGAAGAAGUCGAAAGAGAGGGCGAAACUGGAGGCUGCGAAGAAGGGACAGUAGAUGGACUAUUCUGUGGAUUCUGUUCUUGUUUGUGAUAGAUCCCCCCUUUUUCUCCCACAGGGAAAGCUAGAAUCAAAAAUAAAACUACAUAUCAUAUAUCACGAUCAAUGCCUUGAAAGAGGUAUACUGCACCGAGAAGGAAAUAGGAAAGUGAAUCUGCAACGGAGGAAUUGGGUCAUAGCACUUGGUAUCAUUCGUGCCCUAUAUAAGUAGGGGAGAAUCCAUGAAUGAACAUAACAUGGAAAGGCAUCUCUCAGUCCUCAAUCUCACUCUCAAACUUCGAUCUCACUUGCGUCCCUCCACCAUGAUGAUAUGAUACCCAAAGCCAGUCUUCACCUCCUGAUACUUGGGUUUCGCCGUAGUGCUGGGCUCCAAUUCAAAGGCAAUAUUUUCAAAGGCCGGAUCCAGAUCUCCCUUGGUCUUCCAACCGAGAGAAC
Penicillium brasilianum is the source of this 1897-nucleotide messenger RNA. The record is from the annotation of a GenBank genome assembly. Lineage: Eukaryota; Fungi; Ascomycota; Eurotiomycetes; Eurotiales; Aspergillaceae.